Synchytrium microbalum is the source of this 834-nucleotide messenger RNA. Its product is annotated as chitosanase. Gene Ontology annotation, cellular component: extracellular region. Gene Ontology annotation, molecular function: chitosanase activity. Gene Ontology annotation, biological process: carbohydrate metabolic process. The record is from RefSeq and is a predicted model, not a curated record. The transcript is spliced from 2 exons. NCBI's taxonomy places the organism in Eukaryota, Fungi, Chytridiomycota, Chytridiomycetes, Synchytriales, Synchytriaceae. The coding region runs from base 1 to 834 and encodes 277 amino acids.
AUGCUCCCGUUAUUUUUGGUUUCCGCUUUAUUAGCAACCCAAGCUCUAGCUGAUGGAAACGUCUGUGCCAACAACGCCUGCAGAAUGACUCCAGCACAAAAAUCCUUGACCAUGCAAUUAUCCGCUUUCUUUGAUUUUGGAGUAACCACGAUGCCAUACUGCCAAUGCUCGAACCUCCUGGACGGUAACGGAUUCACGUGUGGAUUUGCUGGAUUCAACAGUGCGUCUGGCUCUAUCUUGAACGUAAUCAACUAUUACUCCAUCGCAUACCCAGACAAUGCCUUCCUAUCCGACAUAUCCGGUCUCGGAACAGUUUCCAUCUCAGGCUCAUCCAGCAUCGAUUUCUUCUCCGACCUCCCCACAAACUGGAACGCUACAUGCAAAGACCCAGUCUUCAUCUCUGCCCAAAUCUCUGCCAACGACGAUCAAGUCUACAACCCAUCCCAAACAGCUGCCGAUAUGCUGGGACUCGUAAACGCUGUAUCUAGAGCAGCACUCUAUGACACAUUCAUGGAACAAGGAAGCAAUAACACCAACCCGGAUUCCGCUUGGGCUACUAUUGCUGCCACUACUAAAUCGGUUGGUGGUGUACCUGCUGGAGUUGCUGGCACCAGUCAACAUGUUGAUGAGAAUACGUGGUUGCACGCGUUUUUGCAGACUAGAAGAACUGCCUUGUUGAAUCCUUCGAAUGUAAAUGUUGCUGCAGAAUGGGCUUCAUCUGUUGGAAGAGUAGAUGCCUUCAUGUACAUCCUGCAAUCAGGAAAUGUAAACUUUACUGGAAACAGUGUAUCUACCCUAAACAUCUAUGGAAUCCCUACCGUUAUCUCGGUCUAA